AUGUAUUUGUAUGAGAAGCUACAAGUUCUUGCAAAUGAAAAACCAGAUUCAUGCACAACACAAAAUACUGUACAAGAUGCUCUCACUAUCAUAUUUGGUCCUGACAAGAAUGGUAGAUCAUUAGCUAAUGGGAGGGGAGUAACUAAUACAAAGUUAGCUAUUCUAAGAGCAAGAGAUGACCAUAUUUCACAAUUGGAAUCAAGUCAAUGUGAGAUGAAGAAUAAAAUGUCUGAGAUGAUGAAUCUUAUUAAUACUAUUGCAAAAAGUGUAAACAUUCAGGGGUUUACUCAACCAAGUGAAGCGGAGUCACACAUGCCUUCUCCUAUGAGUGUUAAUAAUCUGAAGUUCACUCCUGAAAACAAUGCUUGCAAUUUACUUGAUUGGAAUGGAAGUGGAGAAAUUGUUGCAGAAGGUCGAUGGUCUUCUAGUGAUCCUUUAUGUGAGGUGCAUCAUCUUCGUCUUGGGCCUAAUGCAAUGAGAGUUUGGGUUGAUGUUGCUAAGAAACCUACUGCAUAUUUAUGGAGACCAACAUCACAUAUGAGUACAAUUGAAGAAGCGGUUGGUUGCACUGUUGCUUGGCCUUCUAAUAAAGUUACAAUGAGAUAUCUUUGGUGCACAACUAAUGAAUGA
Messenger RNA from Humulus lupulus (European hop), 630 nucleotides. RefSeq lists its product as uncharacterized. The transcript has 6 exons. The coding region runs from base 1 to 630 and encodes 209 amino acids. The record is from RefSeq and is a predicted model, not a curated record. NCBI's taxonomy places the organism in Eukaryota, Viridiplantae, Streptophyta, Magnoliopsida, Rosales, Cannabaceae.